Molecule: messenger RNA, 4639 nt
Organism: Heteronotia binoei (common prickly gecko)
Lineage: Eukaryota; Metazoa; Chordata; Lepidosauria; Squamata; Gekkonidae
Exons: 25
Coding region: 22-4332 (1436 amino acids)
Biological process (GO): transmembrane transport
Cellular component (GO): proteasome core complex; membrane
Molecular function (GO): threonine-type endopeptidase activity; ATP hydrolysis activity; ATP binding
Source: RefSeq, a predicted model, not a curated record
AGGAGUCAUUGGCCAAGGCCAAUGAAAGUGGCGCUGGAGACCUUCCAGGCCAUCUCCCACAGUCCGCAGCUUUGCAAACGAGAGGGGGUCGCUCGGCAGUAUGAGGAGAAACUGCAGAGGACUUACAAGCUCAACAAGUGGGAGGCCGCGGCCUACGCCAGCUCCUCGUGGACUAGCAAUAUUUCAGGACUGGCUCUCAAAGUGGGGAUUCUGUAUUACGGGGGCCGCCUGGUCACGCUGGGUGGUGUGAGCAGCGGAGAUCUGGUGACCUUUGUCCUCUACGAGAUGGAGUUCUCCACGGUGGUGCGGGUCCUCCUCUCGUGUUAUCCAAAUGUGCAAAAAGCUGUUGGAUCUUCUGAGAAGAUUUUCGAAUACAUGGACCGGGCACCCCGCAUCCGCCCUUCAGGGACACUGGCGCCCCCAGAUCUACGGGGACACGUCGUCUUGCAGGACGUCUGGUUCUCAUACCCAGACCGGGAUGAUACUCUGGUGCUGAAGGGUGUGACCCUGGAGCUGCGCCCUGGCACAGUGACUGCACUGGUCGGCCCAUCGGGAUCUGGGAAGAGCACCGUGGUGGCCCUGCUGGCACGAUUCUAUGAUCCGGAGCGAGGACGGGUGACCCUGGAUGGGAGAGACCUGCAGGAAUAUGAGCAUCACUUCCUGCAUCGUAAGGUGGCGCUGGUGAGCCAGAGCCCGGUGCUGUUUGCGCGAUCGCUGCACGGGAACAUUGCUUAUGGACUGGGAGAGCGGAGUCUGGAGGAGGUGAGGCAGGCGGCCCAGAGAGCUGGGGUACACCAAUUCAUUGAUGGGCUGAGCCGCAGCUACGACACAGAUGCCGGGGAAACGGGGGGCCAGAUCUCUGGGGGGCAGAGACAGGGGCUGGCCAUUGCCCGGGCCCUGAUCAGAGACCCCCAAGUGCUCAUCCUGGAUGACGCCACCAGCUCUCUUGACACGGAGAGUCAGCGGCAGGUGGAGAGGGAAAUCUACGAAAGUCCGUCUCGCGCCAGCCGCUCCGUCCUGCUAAUCUCCCACCGCCUCCGCACGGUGGAACGAGCCGACCGCAUCCUGGUGAUGGAAGAGGGGCAGAUCCAGGAGCAGGGGACCCACCAGCAACUCUUGAGGAAGCGGGGCGCCUACUGGCAGCUGCUGCAGACUCAGCAGAACGGGGCGGAGGGGCAGUGCCAGCAGUCCAGAGAGUGGGCGUCCGUGGCUGAGGCUCUCUCCCCUUCCUUGGGAGGCGGGAUGGCGCUGGAGGCGGUGUGCGGGCUGCCCGCGCGGGGGGAGUGGGGCGCGCCGGGCUCCGGAGGGGCUCUUCUGGGGCUGCAGCCGGGCGGAGUGGCGCAUUACGCCUUCGGGGCGCAGGAGGAGGCGCGCAUCGCGGUGCCCCCCGGCAGGCAGCCUUUGGAGUUCCUUCAGUCCCUCCAUGCGGGCAGUGGAGAUGGGCACCGGAUCGAGCUGGCCCACGGCACCACCACCCUGGCCUUCACGUUCCAGCACGGGGUCGUGGUGGCCACCGACUCCCGGGCUUCGGCGGGCAAAUAUAUCGCCACUCUGCUUUGCAACAAAGUGAUCGAGAUCAACCCUUACCUGCUGGGGACCAUGUCCGGAAGUGCGGCCGACUGCCAGUACUGGGAGCGACUCCUGGCCAAACACUGCAGGCUGUAUUACCUGCGCAACAAGGAACGGAUCAGCGUCUCGGCGGCCUCCAAGCUCCUGGCGAACAUGCUCUCCGAGUACCGGGGGAUGGGCCUCUCCGUGGGCAGCAUGCUCUGCGGCUGGGACAAAAAGGGUCCUGGCCUUUACUACAUAGACGACAAUGGGGUGCGCCUAUCGGGCCCCCUCUUUUCCACGGGAAGUGGAAACUCUUAUGCUUACGGGGUGCUGGACAGCGGAUACCGCCCCGAUCUCAGCGUGGAAGAGGCCUACGACCUGGGCAGGCGGGCUAUCACUUAUGCCACCCACCGGGACGCCUAUUCUGGAGGGGCGGUGAACAUGUAUCACAUGAAGGAAGAUGGCUGGAUCCGGGUCGGCCGCACCGACGUCGCCAUGCUGCUCGACCAGCCCAUUUUCAAAGCAAGAGCAAAAGUUGUGGCAUCCAAACCGACAAAACAGCUCCAAGCCUCAAGGCGGGUUCUUGCGAAAGAACAUCCGGACCCGACACGUUGCCCAGACAUCUGUUCCUCAGAGAUGCAGGCAGAGUUCAUUUCUGCCGCCAUGGGCCUCGCCACCACCUUCUGCUCAGCUGCCCUCCUGCUUCUCUGCGACGUUGCCCUCCUCUCCUUGCUAGACCUGGGGCGGCCCUCCCUAGCCCUCCUGGGGGUCCCGGCGACAUGGCUGGAGGCCGGGCUGCGCCUGACAGUUCUCUUGGGGGUCUGGAGGCUGCUGUCUCUGGCCUGGCCCUCCCAGGUCCCUCCUGAGGCCGUGGUGACCUUGUGUCUGUUACCCACCCUUUACUACUCCGUGGGGCAGUGGUUCGGAGACCCCCCUCUCCUGCUCUCUUCAGCCCCGCGGUCCUGGCUGCUGCUGGGCUAUGGGGCAGUGGCUGCGGUCUGCCUCACUUGGUGGGCUCUGGGGCAGGGGGGCAGCAGGGGAGAAAGCAAGAAAGAAGACAGGGCCACCUUGUGGAAACUGCUGAGGCUAUUAACUCCGGAUGCCCCGUACCUGGGCGGCGCGUUUGUCUUCCUCACUAUUGCAGUGAUUGCUGAAACGUUCAUCCCUUACUAUACGGGACGCGUGAUUGAUAUCUUGGGCAAGAAAUACAACUCUGAAGUCUUCUCGGACGCCAUCUUCCUCGUCUGCAUAGUGUCCCUGGGCAGCUCUUUGUUCUCUGGCUGCCGCGGGGGGCUCUUCAUGUUCAGCAUGUCCCGGAUGAACCUCCGGGUGCGCGGCCUGCUCUUCUCUUCUCUGGUGCGGCAGGAUCUGGCCUUCUUCCAGGAGGUGAAGACAGGGGUCCUGACCUCCCGCCUCUCCAAAGACACAACCAUGAUGAGCCAUUCGGUGCCGGCCAACGCCAACAUCUUCCUGCGCUCCCUGGUCCCGGCCGUCUGGCUCUACGUCUUCAUGCUUGGCCUCUCGCCGCGCCUGACUCUGCUGAUCCUCAUUGAGAUACCCCUCAUGAUGGCCCUCCGGAGGGUCUAUGACACUCGUCACCAGGCUUUCCUUCAGGCCAUCCAGGACUCUCUGGCGCGCUCUGGGGAGGUGGUGCGUGAAACUCUCUCCUCCAUUAGGACGGUGCGCAGCUUCGCCACGGAGGAGGAAGAGUCCCGGCGCUACGAUGCGGCCCUGGCUGAGACCCAAAGGCUCAAGAACCAGCGAGAUCUGGAGCGGGCGCUGUAUCUGCUCGUCCAGCGGUUCAUCCGCUUGGGCGUCCAGCUCCUCAUUCUCUACAGCGGCUACCAGCAGAUCCAGGCCGGCCUGCUCACCAAGGGGAACCUCAUCUCCUUCAUCCUCUACCAAGGGGACGUGGGGAAACACGUACAGACUCUGGUGUACAUGUACGGAGAUCUUCUGAGCAAUGUGGGGGCCGCAGAGAAGGUGUUCGAGUAUCUCUAUCGAGAGCCGGGAGUCCGCACAGAUGGGACGCUGGCCCCAGCAGUUCCCCAAGGCCGUGUCUCCUUCCGAAAUGUUUCCUUCUGCUACCCGUCUCGCCCGGAUAUCCAGGUCUUAAAGAACAUAUCCUUUGAGCUCCGCCCCGGAGAGGUGACGGCGUUGGUGGGGCUGAACGGAAGCGGGAAGAGCACCUGCGUGGCCCUGCUGGAGCGGUUCUACGAGCCUGAGUCUGGGGAGAUCCUGCUGGACGGGACCCCCAUCCACGAGUAUGAGCACAAAUACCUGCACAGCCAGGUGGCGCUGGUGAGCCAGGAGCCCGUCCUCUUCUCUGGGUCCAUUCGGGACAACAUCGCCUACGGGGUGGAAGGCUGCAAAGAGGAAGACGUGAUCGGAGCAGCGAGAGACGCCAAUGCCUGGGAGUUCAUCCAGGACCUGGAAGGAGGGCUUGACGCAGAUGUGGGUGAGAAGGGGGGCCAGAUGUCUGUAGGAGAAAAGCAGCGCUUGGCGAUCGCUCGAGCUCUCCUCCGCAACCCGAAGGUCUUGAUCCUGGACGAAGCUACAAGUGCCUUGGAUGUGGAGUGCGAAGCAGCUAUCCAGAGGUCAGUGGUCAGCGGCCGACGCCGGGCGGUGCUGGUGAUCGCUCACCGCAUGCAGACGGUGGAGAGUGCCGACAAGAUCCUGGUGCUGGAAGGCGGGACAGUGGUGGAGGAGGGGACCCACGAGGAGCUGAUGAGCCGGAGGGGACCCUACCACAGACUGGUGCAGAGGAAUUGGACCCAGUAAUUGGCCGAGGGGACACCGGUUGGACAGCCCCACUGGUGGUGGCAGAAUUUGGGGCAGAUCGUGAAACGCAGCUUGGACUUAGAAGAGAAGGUGCGGCUCUUGAGUUGUGAAGAGAUGAAAUGGCCGGAAAAGACUGUACAGCGCCUAGCACUUCAUGGGUAGCAGUGAUACCCCCCCAAAAAAAACAAUUGCUCAAUGCAAAAGUGGUUUUGGGUACCGCCCCCCCCUUUCCGCCAGCUGAUGGCUUUUGUUUUGAUAUUGUGUUAUUGCUAGUGAGAUAAUAUAAAUGAUUUCAGUCAACUGCCAA